AGUCAACCUCAAGAUUCCCCACAACGAUGCCACGUGUCACUUGAUGGUACAUCUCACAAAUAUCUUCUUGGCAUCUUUCUACUACUCUCUCUCUCUCUUCUUCCUUAACUUUUUGUCUUUGAUUGCUAGUCUUACCUUCUCUGGCUUUCCCUUCUCUUCCAUCCAAGAGGAAUCUUGACAUUGACAAUGAAGAUUGCCAAGGGCAAAGUGUCGACGAGGAAGGACAAAAAGGAAGUAGCACUGCCAGUUGAGGAGAGAAAGGUUGGAAAGCGAAAGGCAGCACUUAAGGCUGAUAAGAGCCGCUCGAAAUGGACCAAGAAAGCAAAAUUGGGCAAAAAGGACCCUGACAAACCAAAGCGGCCUCCUAGUGCCUUCUUUGUUUUUCUAGAAGAGUUCAGAAAGACUUACAAGGAAGAGCAUCCCAACGUGAAGGCUGUUUCAGCUGUGGGAAAAGCUGGGGGAGAGAAGUGGAAAUCCUUGACUAAAGCAUGGACUGGAUUUUGGCAGGAGAAAGCCCCAUAUGAAUCUAAAGCGGCACAAAGGAAGGUAGAUUAUGAGAAGCUUAUAAAAGCAUACAACAAAAAACAGGAAAGCGUGGUUGAUGACGAAGAUGAAGAGUCUGACAAGUCAAAUUCUGUAGUGAAUGAUGAAGAUGAUGAGGAAACUGGGGAGGGUGAAGAAGAUGAUGAUGAGGACGAUGACUGAAUCAGGCAUGCUUUGGAUUUCCAAUGCACAAGUUCUGGACUUUGUGCGAUUGUACAUUUGGUCUAUGUUAUAUUUGGUUGGUUUUCCUGAAAUUGAGAUUGCCGCUCUUACAAGCUGCUAAGUAGUAUAUGUUACUUGGAAGUUUGUUUCCAUUACUAAGUACUAACGAUAAGUGGUUAUUGUAUUGUAUCUAUUUUCGUCA
Molecule: messenger RNA, 907 nt
Organism: Quercus robur (English oak)
Lineage: Eukaryota; Viridiplantae; Streptophyta; Magnoliopsida; Fagales; Fagaceae
Product: HMG1/2-like protein
Exons: 8
Coding region: 187-705 (172 amino acids)
Source: RefSeq, a predicted model, not a curated record